This is a messenger RNA of Amoebophrya sp. A120, 2992 nucleotides long. Lineage: Eukaryota; Dinophyceae; Syndiniales; Amoebophryaceae. The record is from the annotation of a GenBank genome assembly.
AUGGCCUCUCGUCUCAAAAUCGGCGCUGCAGGUUCACCUCGACGCGGGUCCUGCGUCAACCGACGUCUCCAUUUGCUGAUGACCUCCACCCAAGUGGCGCUUUUCCUGCUCCAUCCUGCGAAGGUACUCGAACAAUCUGUAGUGCUGGUGUCUGUACUAGGAGCGGUGGCAGUUGUUGCGCAGGAGGAGAACAGCAGCGACCGCAGUGAUCCAGCAGCAGCUUCUUUUUUCAACACAGUGCCAGAGGACACGAGGCUCGCUCAAGAGGCUCACCACAAUCUGGAUCUUCACGGGCCGGCGGCCCAACAGGAUCAUCAAGAUGCAGAUCUCCUUGAAACCAGCAUCAGCGACCCGGACGCAGCUUUGGGGCGGAUUGAAAACGAAUUACACCUUGCUUCGACGGGAAAAACAAGCGGAAGUGCGGGCGACGUCUUGCAGUGGCAGACAGGUGAUGCAGUAGAAGAAGGACCUACAACAGGUCCUCUCAACGCGAAGAUCAACACAGCAGGGCCGCGAAUAGGAGAACAAUCGGAGGUGCAGCAAGAAGUGAAAAGCCACCCUGUUCGCAAUGCUGGGCCGCCAGAACAAGCUUCACGACCUGGUGGUCCGCCCGAUGCAAACGGAGGCCGCCUGCCGUCGUUUCAUCUCCCAACAGCAGCACCGUCGUCGCACUCUUCUACAAAACCAGAUCAAGAUCUUCUCCAGGACCAGAUUAUCCGUGACCAGGUGAACAGUGUAAGCAAAAUUUUGGCGGAAACCAGCGAUAUUUUUGCAGCAGACCACAGAAGCACAUCUUCUUCUUCUUCUUCAGGGCAGCCAACAACUGCCGGCAGUCGGAGCGCGACUGGGCCGGGGGGCAGGAGUGAAACUAAUAUGAAAUCUUUUUCAACCACGACUCAAAAAUCCGGACCAAACAUUUACAACGUCGACGACAGUGCAGCAUCUUCUGCAGCUACUUUUCAAGAACAGGAGGUUUUUGGAUCUGGAGUUGUCGGCACCAAGAACGACAGCAGUGGAAACCAAAACGUGGCCACUUCCACGACUAGUAACGAGAAGAACGAUAAUCUGCCAGAUGUUGUUGAACACGUUGCGCAACAGCUGCAGCAGCCGAGCACCACGACUACAGACAGCAACAGCGAGACCAGUGUCAGUGUGCCAACGCCAAGCAGAUCAUUUCCGGCAACAACAUCGCUGGUUUCGUCGAGCAAGAGAGGGCAGCUCUCCUCGUCCAGGCAAGCCCAAGCUGCGGCUACAGAUCCAAUUCGCCAUCAAGGGCAGGAGCAGCUGCAGCAGCUGCUACAGCAGCACCACCGUGAAAAUGCGGGCUCGGCGGGCUCGGCAAGAAAGCAAGUUGCGUCAACAUUCUCCUCCUCCGCCUCAAGUAGAACCUCCUCCCCGCGGCUGCAGCAUAUGCAGCACGCCCUGGAAGCCUACUCCAACUCGGCAAAAACCCUCGGUGCGAAAGCCACACUGCUGAUCCAGGAAGCCAUCCAGCUGUACCAGAGCGCGAGCGCUUCUAUGCAUUGCAAAAGUAUCGUUCUAGGUACUAAUCGCAAUUAUGCACGACAAAACUACCGAAACCAAUAAUUUUAUACCUGAAAUAGCUAUAAUAGCAUGACAAAUUGCAGCAUUUUUGUUCUUCAGAAAAUUUGUAAUGCAAUUCUUCCUAAAAAAAAAAAUGCGAUACUUUUGCAACGCAUAACUUCUCCCGCCGACCGAUUUCUCGCGGAGCGCAAGGCGACCGAGGCGAGCUUCUACGCCCGGGCGGCGCAACUGGAUUUGCGUCGGGCGGAGGCGACUGGUAUCGAGAUGGAGCGCAUUCAGUUCAACUUUUUGAAAAACCUGGGCUCUACCAGUGCGAACGUUUACGCGAGUAGCUACGGAAACAGUGGGCUAACCAGCAGUUCUACUACGUUUACUGGGGCAAAUCCCUUUCCAGCACCAGGAGUUGGCGCUGCAGGACCUUCUAUCAGCAGCAGUAGUUCCCAGCUCUUCUAUCCAGCAGCUGCUCCGGGUGCCGCGGCAUACGACUCAUCGUUCUUUCCGGCCGCACCAGGGGGCGGGGGCUCCGCGUCACCUUACUCGACGUUUCCUUCUACUCAAGAUUACAACACGUACAAUUAUCCGUCUCAGCAACAGCUGCCGCCCAGUGUGGUCUCGAGCAAUGUCCUCGUUCCCGGCGGACCUUCACCUUACAACUCCGGAAGCCCCUAUGGCGGGUACAACAAUGCGGCUGCAGCGGGGACCCCUCCAUCUUCGCCGUACAAUAACUACCCUCCCGCUCCUCCGCAGUAUCAGUCGUCGCAGCGCCGGCUUUCGCAAACCUACGACGAUGGUGACUUGUAUCAGGAGGGGAAAACUGUUCCUGCGCAGUACACGUUUGCACGGUUUCUGCUAGAGCUGAUCUGGUUCGUGUUCGGAGUGGCCUGCUUAUCCACGGGAAAUUGCCCGUGCACGACGUACAGAUACAAAUGUUGUUUCUGCAUGACAAAACUUGCCUGCAAUCUUCGUCAGCGCGACAAGUUGGACCACACUCGGAGUAAUGGCGAAAGUCGUCAUGCAUUUUGUACAUGGACGGGAAAUUUGUAUUGCAUAAUCUUGCUGCGGCUUUUUCUUUCUGGUGCAGAACUGUGCGCAGUACGGGACGUGUUGCCCAUUGCCGGGAGUGGCGGGCGGUGGCGUGCCGUUUUUUGGAUUCAACAACCCGGGUCGACGAAAUAGCCCAUACUACGACAACAUGAUCGGUGGAGGAGGAAGUGCUGGCGUGAGAGGAAGGUGAAAAUGAAAAGUAGCUGCGUAAGCAGCUUCAUGUGCAGAUGACACGACAAUAUACUCCUAUUUCACUCCAGCACUUAUAAUGCACUAGUUUUGUAGGAUUGCGCCAAGAAAAAUCGAUGCUGCGACGAGGCAUGAAGAAAAAGGAUGCUGAAGCUUGUGCUCGAGGUGUGUUAAUGUGUGUUCUUGUCCCUUGAGUUUGAACCGACGUAAAGAC